Messenger RNA from Colletotrichum higginsianum IMI 349063, 321 nucleotides. RefSeq names its product Integral membrane protein. The record is from RefSeq and is a predicted model, not a curated record. The transcript has a single exon. Lineage: Eukaryota; Fungi; Ascomycota; Sordariomycetes; Glomerellales; Glomerellaceae. Bases 1 to 321 code for a protein of 106 amino acids.
AUGUGGAACACCACGUGGGUCAACAGGGCUGUAUACGAACGGUUGGCCGAUGGCACCAGCACCGUGCCAGACGCGGGGCAUUUCAUCAGGGUAAACGACAUGGAUGGACGAAGGGCUCAGACUGAAGUACGGCGUGAUGCUGGGUCUUUCCCGCAUGAUUCGGACGAAGAGAUGAUGAAGGAUACGGGUAUUAUCCCGAUCACCAGCGUCAUGAGCAAGGUGGCCUUCAGGAGGGACACAAUCAUCCAGGAAGGGAAGGCAGUGCAGAGAACGUCCAACCUUGGCUCACUCCAAAACCUGACCGGUCACAAGGCACAAUGA